GCGCUACUGUACUACUACUAGAUGUACUAGUACUGAUGUUUCGGUUCAAUUUCGACAACGACGGCACUGCUGCCGCCGCCAACGCUUCACCAACGGCAGAUGCUGCAUUAUCGCAGAGCGACUUGGUCCAGAAGCGUCCUGCAGUGCUCCAUCGCGCAGCUCCAUUGACACACGCUUUCGAUGCCGAUCAGUUCAUUGUCGUGCCAGUGGGGCCAUCAGUAUCGAUGGCAGUGGUGAACCAGCACCACCCUCGAUUUCUCUCGCGCACGGGCGAACUCGCCAACUUGCUCAUAACGUCAGACAUCCAAACCGGAGUGUAUGAAGGCGGGUUCAAGCUAUGGGAAGGAGCCGUGGAUUUGAUUCAGUACAUGACCGCAAAUGCAGCCAGAUUUCCCGUGCACGCUCACGGAGGAUGGCGAGUCCUCGAGCUCGGGUGUGGCCAUGGCUUGCCUGGCCUGCAUGCACUGCAGCAGGGAGCGGCACAGGUUGUGUUUUCAGACUACAACCACGAAGUGAUUGAGCUGGCCACGAUUCCAAACACUCAGCGAAAUGCGACCACGGACAAGGCCACGUUUUACUCGGGCGAUUGGCACUUGAUGUCGGAGCACAUGGCCCAAGCCAACCACGGCACCGACGUCGAGUUCGAUUUGAUCCUGUCGGCUGAAACCAUUUACACGGAAAGCGUCAGUGUCGAGUUGUUCAAGGUACACGAACGAUCGACUCGAUGUUGAACAAGCGUAGAUGAUGACGAUGAACCAAACUAACUAGACCAUUCGACGCCACUUAAAACGACGUGGCGGCGUGGCGCUGGUGGCUGCCAAAUCGUACUAUUUUGGCACGGGGGGCAGCGUCCACCACUUCAAGUCGCUCGUAUCGCAAGAUGCAACCAUGGUGGCCCACACGGUAUGGGAGAGCAACGAUGCACGGUCCAACGUGCGAGAGAUUCUCCAACUGGCGUUCGUGUAAACUGUGAUUAACUGUACCGUACAGUUUCUACGUCAGCAGCACCACUGUGUCAACAAUGGUGUUGUACUUUCGUGAUUACGACAACAAUAUUGUUUUGGUUUGGGGCAAGAAUCAACCGACCAAAUGCGGUCAAGUCACCGUAAUUGAGCUAGCUUAUUCGUUGA
Molecule: messenger RNA, 1130 nt
Organism: Aphanomyces astaci
Lineage: Eukaryota; Oomycota; Saprolegniomycetes; Saprolegniales; Verrucalvaceae
Exons: 4
Coding region: 36-731 (231 amino acids)
Source: RefSeq, a predicted model, not a curated record